GAGAGAGAAAGAAAGAAAAAACAAGAGAGAAGAUGGGUGAUAACUUGGAAAUCCGGAUCGAGCAGGGAUUCGCGCUCAAUCCGACCCCGGAGAAGCUGAUCAAAGGCUACCUGAUUCCAUGGGUGACGGGGCAGAAUCCGACAUGGAACGGCGUCGUUGAGAAGGACAUCUACGGCGACAGCUCCCCGUGGGAGAUUUUCAGCGACAUCGAGUCGCUUUACCACUCGAAGAUGGAGGAAAAGGGCGCCAUCAAGUACACCAUCUUCGCCUUCACUACGCUGGUAAGGGCUCGAAAUUCCAAGAGGGUUUCAAGAAAGGCCGGGAAGGGCACGUGGGAUGGCCAGACUGGCCCCAUGAAGAUUGAAGACUCCAACACCGGUUUUAUCAUCGGUCAAUCCAAGAUGUUCACGUUCGGGAACUCAGGCGAGGCGGACGUCGGCCAUUGGAUUAUGCAUGAAUAUUCUCUUAGUAAGGAGUUGGUUAUGAAGAGCGGCCGAGCAAACGCCGCCAAUCUCGUCGUCUGUAAGAUCACUAAAACUGUCGAGAAGAAGGGCGAAUCCCUUCACAACACAAAUCAGGGAUUUUUUAACGGUGAUUAUCAAGUCCAAUGUGCGCAACCAGAAUUGUACGACGAUGGUUCAAAUUAUGAAAGAUUCGCACCGGCCACAAGUGAGGGAUUUUCAUCGGAAUAUAUAGGCAACAACGGCGAUUAUCAAGUCCAGGCUGCGCAACCAGAAUCGUAUGACGAUGGUUCAGACUAUGCAAUAUUUGUGCCUAACAUAAAUGAGUCACCCGCGGGGAUCGGUUACCGUGACCGUUAUGAUGCUCCUGCUGCGCAACCAGAGCCGAAUGUUGACGGUUCGAAUCAUAUGAGACUUGCGCCAGACACAACUGAGUCACCGGCGGCGAUUGGUUACAAUGACCGUAAUGAUGCAAUGGCUGCGCAACCAAAGUCGAAUGGCGAGAGUUGCAAUCUUGUGAGAUUCGCGCCGGAAACAAAUGAGGGAUUUUUUAACGGUGAUUAUCAAGUCCAAUGUGCGCAACCAGAAUCGUACGGCGAUGGUUCAAAUUAUGAAAGAUUCACGCCGGACACAAAUGUGGGAUUUUCAUCGGAAUAUAUAGGCAACACCGCAGAUCAUCUAGUCCAGGCUGCGCAACCAGAAUCGUACGGUGAUGGUUCAUAUUAUGCGAGAUGUGCACCGGACACAAACGAGUCACCCACGGAGAUCGGUUACCAUGCUCCGGCUGUGCAACCACAUACGUAUAUCGAUGAUUCGAAUCAUGGAUUUCCAUUGGAAAAUAGAAGAAAUGAUGGCGGUUAUCAAGCUUCGGCUGCCCAACUAGAGUCGUACGGCAACACCUCAAGUUACAUGAGACUUGCGCCCGACACAAAUGAGGGAUUCUUACCGGCAAAUAUAGGCCACGACGGCCGUCUGCCUGCGCUACCAGAGUCGUACGGAGACAAUUCCAUUUAUGCGACAAAUGUGCCGAACACAAAUGAGUUUUUGUUACCGGCAUACGAUGUUCCAAUUGUGCAACCCGGUGUUGUUUCGACUGUGCAGCAAUCCGGUGCGCCGCUACAGCCGGACGCAUAUAAGUUGACGUUUCCGGCAAAUGAAGUUCAAUUCGCAAACCCCGGCAUUGUUUCGAUUUCGGAGCCGUACUACGGUGGUUAUGAAGUUCCAGUUUUUCAACCGGAGAUGAGUUAUCCGAGGAUUAGCGAUGGUUCGCUUUCUUCGAUUGUUCAGCCGUACUGCGGAGGUUACGAAGCUCCGGUUCCGGUUCUGGCUUCCCCGAUGAAGAGGGCGGCGGAGGUCGAUCUUCUUCGAAAUGGACAAGAUUUGAAAAGACAGAAAUGCGAUGGUUAUGAAGCCGGUGAACCGACGCCUUUGAGUUUUGAUGGCCUUGACUUCGACUUCAACUUACAUCCGGGUCCUGCUAUUUAGUUUUAAUUAAAGCAUUCGCACUGAAAAACAAUUAUGUAAUACGUGUAACUGUAGACCAGAA
This is a messenger RNA of Salvia splendens (bonfire salvia), 2007 nucleotides long. RefSeq lists its product as uncharacterized. The record is from RefSeq and is a predicted model, not a curated record. Gene Ontology annotation, molecular function: DNA binding. NCBI's taxonomy places the organism in Eukaryota, Viridiplantae, Streptophyta, Magnoliopsida, Lamiales, Lamiaceae. The coding region runs from base 33 to 1946 and encodes 637 amino acids. Gene Ontology annotation, biological process: regulation of DNA-templated transcription. The transcript is spliced from 12 exons.